Molecule: messenger RNA, 7068 nt
Organism: Seriola aureovittata
Lineage: Eukaryota; Metazoa; Chordata; Actinopteri; Carangiformes; Carangidae
Gene: glis2b
Product: GLIS family zinc finger 2b
Exons: 7
Coding region: 1221-2681 (486 amino acids)
Biological process (GO): regulation of transcription by RNA polymerase II; smoothened signaling pathway
Cellular component (GO): nucleus
Molecular function (GO): DNA-binding transcription factor activity, RNA polymerase II-specific; RNA polymerase II cis-regulatory region sequence-specific DNA binding
Source: RefSeq, a predicted model, not a curated record
AUUGUUAUUAUAGUUAAAUCAUUGGCUGUCUGAACUUUGAAUUAUGUAACACUUGGAUUUGUAUGACAGCCUGCUGAGGCCGAGCUGGUGGCCAGCAUGAGAACAGAGAUGUCUACAAAGUCUGGAGGAGAAAAACACUGAGCAGGGCAACAAACAGAGGGGUGUUAUCCUUCAGGACGGCCUGUUGAUGGAAGGGAGCUGAGGCGGAGAGAUGGCCAAGAGGACAGACAGAGAGGGAGAGGGGGAGAGUUUGGAGAGGAGCCGGGGACUGCCCAUGGUGGAUGGGCGGAGCAGUAAGCAUGCGCUGAGCUGGCAGACUCUGGGCUGGUCCUGACGGGCUGGCUGGGCUCCGGACGGCUGUCUGUGUGCUUCAGACGGUCGUGGGGGAGACUACCAUCAACGCUCUGCGUCUCCUCGAGUGCUCAGAGGGAGAAAAAAAAAAAAAAAAAGCUGAAGAGACACGGGGAUAACUGCGAGAAAAGAACGCAAACAGCCCCACCUCGGCAUCUGGAAAAGCACCGAAGGAGAAGGAGACGAUCCUCCCCCUCUACCCCACACCCCGUCGCCAACCCGCCCUAUCUACUCUACCCACCACUUCGUGCCAUCCCUGUGGUCUGAACUGCCCUCCCACCCCCCCAGGAGAACCACGAGCACCCAUAGGAAACCCCCCACUUGACCAGCGUUGCCAUUGAGCGAUGCGCUUUGCAUUCAGGAAGAAAUCACUUAUGCGUUUUUGAUGCAGAACCCAACCAGUGGUCUUCAUUUCAUUUCCUCAGCGGGAACAGUUAAGGCUACGGAUCUGGGUGUUUACACUUUUUUGACGGGUUUCCAGUGGCAUGAUAACAUGCAGCAUAUAUCAUCCCACGGCAACAGACAAGGCUGUCAUUCCAUAGAUUAGUCUUUAUUUACACGCGCAGCUGUCACAUACGCUGCGUUUGAGCUUAUGUUUGAUUUUUCCAUGCUUAGAAAUAAUCCCGACAAUGGUCUGGGAACGGACCGCCUCUCCAGACACCUAAUAAUAUAUUUUUAAGACGUGUCAGAUCCUAUAUUUCGAAGAAAAAGCGAAACAUUGACGAGGAGUCACUUGACACCGACGCCGUUCGAGCCACGGGACUUUGCGUGCGAAGUUUGCACCGGGAAGAGAGGGACCAAGUCGGAGAUAUCUCGGCUGUAUCCACGGCGUUUUUCCCUGUAAGGUGGGAGGUCGGCGGGUUACGGUCAUGCUGUCCCUGGACGAGCCCCUGGACCUUAAGCUCCCUCGGCGAGCCAAUGGGCGGGACAGAGGGGCGCGCUCGCCCCCCCUCUCCCCGCUGCACCCCAAGCGAGCUCGCCAGCUCCGCAUGGCAGACGAUGGCACUGCAGUCAUAGAGCCAGCUUCGCCAGCUUCUCCGCACACAGGUGUGCAGGUGGUCCCACACGAUCGAACAGACACCCCCACCCCUCCUGCUGUGGACCUGAGCAUGUCUCCCUCCUCACGCCACACCCCCAGCUCUCCAGAAAUGACCAAUGGCAACUACGUCCCCUCAGGGAAUUCUCACAUCUCACAGGCCUUUCAGUUUUUUGUGCCAAUCGGAGCUGGGGCGGGACUUCACCUGCCAUCCUCCAUGUUCAUUGGCCAAACGAGCGACACGAGGGCCUCUCCUGACCUCUCAGCAGAUGAACAACUGGCCUGCCGCUGGAGGAAGUGCCAUCUGCUCUUUGACUCCCUGCAAGACCUGGUUGACCAUGUCAACGACUUCCAUGUGAAGCCUGAAAAGGAUUCUGGGUACUGCUGCCACUGGGAGGGCUGUGCUCGCAAAGGCAGAGGGUUCAAUGCUAGGUACAAGAUGCUCAUCCACAUCCGCACUCACACUAAUGAGAAGCCCCACCGCUGUCCCACCUGCAACAAGAGCUUCUCACGUUUGGAGAACCUUAAGAUACACAACCGCUCUCACACAGGUGAAAAACCCUACAUUUGUCCUUAUGAGGGUUGCAACAAGCGUUACUCCAACUCCAGCGACCGCUUCAAACAUACGCGCACACACUAUGUGGACAAGCCCUACUACUGCAAGAUGGUGGGCUGCCUGAAGCGCUACACAGACCCCAGCUCUCUCCGCAAGCACAUCAAAGCCCAUGGCCAUUUUGUGGCUCAGGAGCAGGGAUCCCCAGGUGGGGUGGGCUCCCUGCUGAAGGGAAGUCAGAGUGGAGGGCUUGCAAGUGGAGGGGGGAAGGAUUCUGAGCUGUCCUAUGUGAGCGGAGCUCAUAUUAUCAUCCCAGGGGCAGCGGCUGCUCUUCUGGGAGGCCAUGCUCUGCAGGGCCUGAGUGGUGCUGUGCCCCUGUCUCCCCUCAGUCCUCGGCCCCUGGACCUCAGCUCACUUGGUUGCCCCAACUCACCUCCAGGCAGCCUGGGAGGCACACCCAUCCUGUCCUUCAACGGCUCCCCGCUGGGCCUGGCCAAGUCCCCUCUGCUCUCCCCGGCGUUCUCCUCCUCUGCCCUGGGCCUGCCAAUGGUGCCCAUGCUGGGGGCUGCGUGUGAGCGCAGGGCCCAGAGCCAACAAGCCAAGAAGGGCCAGGGGGAGGAGGCUGAGAAUGAGGUGACUGGGGGGGUCCUGAACCUCUCCACAGGAGGGUCUCAUGAUCCCCUGUCCUGGGUGGUCAUCCCUCCAGGCACCGUGGUGCUCAAGCCAGCUGUGGUCAAUUGAUACAUACACACAUACACACAAAUACACAUACACACACAUUCCAGAAGAGCUCAGGGGGUUGGGAUGGGAGGGUGAACGCCAUAGUGAGGGUACGGGCGGUCAAAGGUGAUAGGGAUUGACUCGCACAAUCAAAUCCAGGCAAUGCAUUUCAGAGAGAGGGUGGAAAAGGACAAAACUAUAGAGAAACCUAUCAAAAUUUCAGUCAAGAAAACAAUAGAUAACACUACACCUCACAAGAUUUAACAAUACAACGCAAGCCUCUUUUAUUGUUGGGAAACCAAGGGGCCCAAGAACUCUGUUCAGGAACAUGUAUGGUUUGGCUCCUCGUUGCUUAUUUUAUACUCUAUUCAUUCCUGUUUGCUGGUUCUGUGGACAGGGACCAUGAACGUGACAGUCUUAGUGCUCUGUGUUCUCACAAAAGUCCUGAUUCAUUGCUAAGUAUUUAUAUGACUGUACUUCAUUGACAGUGUGCCUCCAGCUUAGCAGUGAGAUAGAUAUACCAUGAAACUGAAUGACGCACUCACAGUUGGGCAAACUUGCACAUAAUAGGAAGAUUCUCCACAGUUGAUAUUAAAGUGAUGACCUAUUUUUCACAGGCUGCUGUGAUUAAUAUGAUUCAGACAAGCUUGCCGUACCAAAGCAAGUGAACUCAAACUGUCUUGGAUUUGUGCAGGAGAAGGCGAAGGCUACUGCUUCAGCUCUGAGACAGUUCAACUAAACACAGCACUUACUAGUGUCAACUGGUUAUAGUAUUGAAACCUCAAAACUGCUGCUAACUUCUACGCUUCCCCAGUGUAACACAAACUGGGAGAGAGCACUUUUGACAAUCUGUCCCCAGUUUGGGGAGGGUGACCAACAUGGACCAGCCUAGUCCACCGGAAUAUGUGCCAGGCGUGCAGACUAGGAGCUUUUAGGGCACAGAGUGAUCUGAGGACUUAACACAGACAAAUGGUGUUACAUCACCUGGCAAUGACCAAUCAUUACUUCCUCGACUACACAAGUGAAAUUCAAGCACUGAUGUGUCUGGCUCCCCCCUCUGGUCGGACACGAUACACAACAUCCUGCUUUCCAUUUACAGAACUAGCACUGUUUUGCUCCUGGAUUGUCCAGCUGCUUUCCCGUAAUUGAAUCAACACAGCCAGUUUGUGUAUGAAAGGGCCACUGUGGUGAUAAACACUAGUGUCUUGUAUUUUUUAAAAGUGACCCGACCCAAAACCAGCUGUGAAAAGCAGGUGGUCGUCCAGUCGAGGCCCAACUUAGUCUCGUCGGUUGAAGUUUUGACCCAAGUUCAACAUCUCUCACGCUGUGCCAAAAAUACCUGGAGAGGUUAAAGUGGGAUGUACGUAUUGUGCCACAGAGGGGGGUGUGAUGCACUCAAUGCCACAUACAGCUGGACUGACUAGGAAGCCACACUGUUGCAAACUGCCUCAUUUUACUCUGUCCAAAGGGGCAAAAAAAAGAAAAAAAAGACUCAUUUGACUUCUGGGAAAACUUUUCUCAUGGUUCGAUUAAGCAGUCAACAUGCACUUACCACAAACUAUACUCCUUACAUGUUUUAUGAAAUGUUACUGCUAAGUCAUGGUUCUUUAAAAAGAAAAACUAGUUUGCUCUUAUUCCAUUUUGCUGUGGGGUCCUUCCAGGCUUGUGUUGCUUAGUGCUAAUGCAUGUAUGAUGUUGACUGCUGUCUCCACAGAGGAGAGGUAGGGGCACAGGAGAGGAUCAUCACAACACAAGGAACAUUCCUUUAAGAGACUGACACACUCAGCCCUCCUCUCCCCAUAUGCUUAUGUUGGCGGUCUUACUUUUCCAUCGCCCAGUCUUAGAACAUCAUUAGACAUCAGUUAUUGCUGUUUUGUAUUUUUGUCAUUAUUUUUUGCUGUUGUUCAGACGAGACAUUUUUUUCUGAUGUUGACGUUGCUUCUUGUGUUCUGCGAUGGCUGCUCUGCAAUCAGCUUUCUGCUGUUGAGGGUGAGUCUUUUUAGGGGAUGAAGAGAAGAAGAGAGGGAGAGGUAUGGGUGGUCCUCCACAGGGCAGUGGUUACCAACCUGGGGGUCCUAAAAUAAAUCUGAAGGGUCACAAAAUGAGUACAUUUUCUGUGCCAAGAAAUUUUCUACAGACAUUCAUGGUGCUCAAAGGAUUAAUCCUAAUCCUAAAGGUGAUCCCUUGAUUUUUCAGUCUCACCAUGACACUGAUAUUUUUGGUGUUUUGUCUCCACAACUAUUCCAUGAAGUUUUGAUGAAAUCCAAUGCAGUCAUUCUUGUCCCCCUCAGGACUAAUUGUAAUAACUUUACUGAGCCCUUAACUUUUCAUCUAGUGCCAUCACCAGGUCAAAUGUUUAAUUUGUCCAAUGCUUUCAAUUAUGACCAAAUAAACGCAAAACUAACGACAUUCACAUCAGCUAAGGCUGAUGGGAACCUAUAAAAUGAAACAAUGUGGGAAGGUGAAAGGUGUCACCAUUUACUUGAACUGCUCACAUCAUGUAUAAACUUAGGCCGUAAACUGUAAUUAUGGUCCACAAGUUCAGAUGAUAUUGCCACAUUUUUAGGGGUCACAGUCCUAAAAGGUUGGAAACCACUGCUCUAGGGAGGAAAUACAGUCGACCAAGGGACAUCACACUCCUUCAAUGACAAUCACAUUGGUGUACCAAGGAUAAUUAAGAUGGGAUAUUGGCAUAAAAUAGUGUCCCAACACCAAAUUAUCUUGGAUUUGCAAACUCUGCUACCCUGGUGCCUGACUUUAAUUUCCAGCCAGAUGAAGGGAAAGCAUAGAGAAAUAACUUCUGACUGUGAAAUGGCGGGCAGCACUGGGAGAGCGUGAGAGUGAAGAGAAAGGAUUGGCUGAAUGAAUAAAUGAACGGACAGGGGAUAAGGAGAGAUGAGGGGGAAGGCUGUGUGCCAGCUGAGGAAAAGAGGCAGAGGAUAGCUGUGCUGUGCAGCCGCCCUCCAUCUGGCCACCUACCCAGCAAACGGCCCUCCCGGCUCUGAAGUCACUGGCUGUGCUGCCCAAUGUGGCAGCCACUCACAGGCGUACCAGCCUGCAGAAAACUAGGCCACUGAACUCUGUCUGCCCUCUGGGUUUUUUCUUUUUUUUUUUUUUCUUUUUUACAGAUUAAACCCCAAAGGCUCAGCUCCCCCACCUCCUGGUCACAAAGCUUUUUUUUUUUUUUUUUUUUAAACCAGAGACAGGGGGGAAACAGGCCAAACUAACAAGCUGCAUUCACAGUAAACAAAAACAAAUAAAAUCCGCCCUGUCUGAGGAUGAGCUCUGUGUUCGGCUGCCCACAGGUCUACGAGUAUUCACAGCAGAGAUGAACUGCAUACCUGUGUUUCUGCCUCAGUAAUUCUUAGUCAUCAUUUACUCAGACACCCACUGCCCCCAACACACACACACAUACACACACACACACACCAGUGGCCUGUCUCUGGGCCGGUUAUUGAAGUGAAUCUCCCAUUGUGAGUGGACAAUCCUGGCAUGUGAUGUCAUCAGAAACAGGUGUUAAGUAGGCUAGACAUGGUUUCCGUAGCAACAGUGAAACCCACAGAUGCGGCAGCUCUCCUCCUCCUCCUCGUCUGUCUGUCUCUCCUCUGCUGGUCGAAGCCAGGGACAGAGACUCAGCACAGCGGCAGAAAGCUGAAUAAUAUGACAUGGACCCUCCUGGGGUCCACAUCUUUUAAAUAUUAAAUAAGCUGUAUGAUCCAUUAACCCUUUGAGCUCAGUCUGUAAUAAACUGCACUUUUGUACCCCUCAUAGCGUGUGUAGAUACGGGGAUGCUGCCACAUCCUUUCUCACUGCAGAGCGUUAUUCAUCAGUCGAUUUGAGAACCAAGAAUAAUUGUAAAAAUCCUCAGUCACUAAAAUGUCUGAAUUUAAAGUCUUAUCUUUUGUUGACAUUAUAAAAGCGGUACUUGCUCCUGGAGAUUUUAAAGCAACCCUUGUUUAAUGCUAUGAAAGUGGAACUGAAAUCCAGGGCACAAAAAUUGUGUUAGCUAGCUAGGUCAGUGUCAUUGUAAAGGGGUGCCAUUGACUGAAGUGCCACAGUGUUGCACAAAGGGUUAAUGAUAAGACUAAGGCCAUGCAAGGCCUGUUCCAAGUUAUGUUUUUUGCACAUUUGUGAGAUAUUAUGUCAGUAUUUGAAUUUUUCCAAGUGCCUUUUUAUUAUAGGUGAAAAUAUAGAAGUUAUACGCUAUAUGAAAAAAAAAAAUGAUUAUAUGAAAAUAUAUUUUUCCUGGCAUCAUGUUCUGUGGUUGAACAUGCAGAAUUUUAGAGUUGUAAAAGUCUCCAAUUGGUACAACAUAGCGGUGUUCUCCUGUUUUAGAGGAAUUUUAUUACGAUAUUGAUAAUAAUGUCAAUGAAAAAAGAAAUGUUUAAUAAAGUUGCAUUUGAUACAA